This is a messenger RNA of Mycena citricolor, 315 nucleotides long. The record is from the annotation of a GenBank genome assembly. Lineage: Eukaryota; Fungi; Basidiomycota; Agaricomycetes; Agaricales; Mycenaceae.
AUGUGGUCGCAGCCUCCCCCGGCGCCAAUUCCCUGCACCUCCCUCUGGAGAUCCAGUCCACUGACAACGCAGUCCAGCUCUCCCUCAGCGGGUUGGUUGACUGUGGCGCUACAUUGGAAUUCAUUGACUCCACCUACGCAUCUGAAAACUGACUUCCGGGCCAACAGCUCUCUCAGCCCAUCCCAGUUUACAAUGUGGACGGCAUGCCAAAUGAAGCCGGUUCCAUUUGACAAGUGGCUGAUGUGGUCCUGUGUUACCAAGGACACAGUGAGCGGGUCCAGCUCGCUGUCACUCGGCUUGGCAAGCAGAAGUUGA